GGUGGCAGUGCUAGUUCAAGGGGCGACGAGGGCGGGUGCCUCCGUUGGAACUACCCCUUGACAACAGCCUGCAAUCGUUCUCGCCGUCAUCCAUUCACACGCCGCGGUGAUAUUCUCGCUUAUUUCGACAAUCGAACGUCCGCCGAUCAAUCGCGCUACUGUGUCCUUAUCAUAUUGCAGACAAGGAUCACCGGACGUCAGGUUCCAUCCAGUUUCAGUAUGGAGGGCCCGGAAGUGGCGGUUCGAGGUCAGAACUUUCGUCUGCUAGCCGAGGAAGAAUUGCCUGAGCUGUUGGAUUUUCUUGCUAACUACCUGCCUGAAUCUCUUAAGUUUCACCAAACGCUGCUAACUUAUAUGCAAGACAGAAUAUGGGAUUUCCAUUUUUACGUGGCUAAUGACUGGCCCGAUGAUGCGAUCUGUUUGCAUUUCCCAGGCAUGACGUUAUCUCCGCACGGUUUGCUGUUCGAGAGCGUGGGCGUCUUUUGUCCUAAUGAUCGACUAGAACUGCUUCAAUUACUGAGGGACGAGGACAUUCUGAUCGACUGGUCGAAACCCCUCUACAUAAAUUUCGUUCACUACGACAUUGCCGAGGAGCUGAUGCGACUUUACGAGGGCACUGGUACGAUCGAGAGGGUAGUAGGGGACGUCUUCGGAUGCAAGAACCCUCUGAACUUGGACGUCUUCGAGGAACCGGACGAAGAGUUGGACCCCGACAUUCAGGUUCUACCUUUGGAAGCUGAACACGCUAAGGGGAUCUACGAAUUGUAUCCCGCCAACGAUAUGGAGUGCCAUGAGCUCUUCCGACGAUUAAUCGAUAAGCUUCCGGCAGGCGGAGUCUUCCUUAAAGGCAGUUUAGCUGCCUGGAUGGUCCAGUCUUACUAUGGAGCCAUGUUCUCCAUGCAGACUAAGCCAGAACACCGAAGGAAGGGUUACGGGACGAAAUUAGUAAGGUACCUGACAAAACGUGUGGUCGAGAAGGGUUACCAGCCUUUCGUGGUGAUACGUCCCGAAAACGAAGCCAGCCAAAGUCUGUACAAGAAGCUGGGCUUCAGGAAGCUCUAUCAGACUGUCCGGAUGACGUUCAUCCCGUCGACGUGGCAGGACGAGGAGAACGAAAUGAGUCGUAAUUUAAGGGAAAAUUUGGAGAAUGCUACUAGGCAGUUGACCAUCGAACAAAGCGUCGUGGACGCGUUCAGAAGUCAGGAAGACAUUUCUAUCAACGUGGAAACUGUAGAGACCGACGAGUUAUUGGAAGAAGAGGAUAAUGCCGACAUGGUGAUCGAGGAUCCCGACGACAGAUUCGAAAGUGGAAACGAAUUCGAGGUGGAAACAAAAUUGUCCGAAGGAGUUAACGAAAGAAUAGAGGUGACUGAAGAAUCGACUGAAGGAGUCGAGGAAACAGUUGAUGUACAGGAUGAUGGAACGGCGACCGACGAUUGUGGUAAUCAAGACGACGGAGGAACAUGCGCUGGGGAGUAAUUAAAGUUCGAUUAUUCGAGAGGUCCAUGGUUUACGUCAUGUCGUUUGCUCGAGAGUCUGCUCUUUUUUCCACAGCUGCUAAUUGAUACCAUCGUCAGAAAAAAAGAUAGCGAUGUUUGCCAGGUAAUCGGGAAAAACUAAUUAUAUAUAAAUUCUUUAGAAAUUCGACUACAGCUCUCGUCUAAAAGAAAAAUUCUAUAAUUAACUCGACAGUUGAUGAUAAUGGAAAGUACUUUGGAUCGAUGAUAUGUCCUAAGACCUUUCAUUAGGGCGAUCUCUCGAGCGACACGACCGAAGAACAGAGAUAAAGAAUUAUUUUAAGAAACUUGAUUAUGGCACCGCGUUCGUGCGAGGCUUCGAUUCGCGUACGAAGAAGUAUUACAACGUUAUGCUGCGUACGGGUUCCUCAUAUCACUGUUAGAAGAGUAUCGUGAAGAUCUCAGGAAACAGAGGUAUUCUUUGAAUUGCCAAGAGUAGAUUAUUUCAAAGUCUAUCAUCUCGUAUUCCGUGUGUUUGUCACGAUCGAGAAAUAACCGUGACAUUAAUUUGCUGGAGUAUUUUCGAAUCGACUGCCGCAGCCGAUUAGGUACGACGUAGGUAUUCGUAUCCUCGAGUUUUUAUCGAGUAGAGCGUGAGUUUAAAUCGUUGUUUGUCGUAUAAAUUAAAUAUAAUUGGCAAGAAUAUUUAACGAGUAAAAAUUGAAAUAAGUGCUUUCGUUAAAGUCGAGCGACGAGCGACUCGUUAAUCUCUCGUAGCGACCAAAACGCGAUAGACUUUGAAUUACUAACCACACGCACUAUCCAAACGACGAAUCCUAUCAUAAUUAUAAUAAGAAACAAAAAAGAGAUAAAAACAAACAGCGCGACUGCUUAUAAGAUUUUCGCGCCGUAUCAAUCUGUGAUUAUAAUUUCCUUAUGAUAAAAGUAGCGUUCCGAACAGAAAUUGAGAAGCCUCGUGCGACCUCGACACGCUUUCCUUAAUACAAGUAGAAGCCAAUUACUGUGCCAGUGCGCUCGAGCGCAGUAAAUAUUCAAGCGCGAUAAUACGAGUGAAAACUUGUAAACUAAACAGUACUUAUAUGUAUAUAUAUUUACAUAGUGAAAGAAAAUUUUCUCUAAAAUCGAUCCUCAAGCUUUUGAACGAACACGCGCAUUGCGUGAUCUCGUUUCGAAUUUAAUUAAGGGAUUACGGGCGAUGGGUCCGUCUGUCUCUUUUACGAUUUCAAGAAACCGUUCGAAUAUUUUUUUAUUAGAAGCUGAACAAUUUCUAUCAGUACAAAUGUGUUUGAAGGACAGGGAAAUUGGUCAGGUGACUCAGCGCACGGACACAGCUAUCGGUCUAGCGUGCGAGCCAUGAUAAUAAUAUUAAUAGACCAUACGAUUGAUAAAUACUAUUAGUUUACAGAAUAUACAUGUAUGAUAUACGAAUUGUACCGCGCAAAAAAAAGGGAAGCCCGAUCGGCCCGGUUCGCUUAAAGAGAAGUCCUUUUUAGAGUCUAGAUAGUCAAUAUUUGUAUUGUUUUUUCUAUGUUAGAUAUAUACAUAUAUUAUAUACAUGUAUGCAGAUGAUACGUCUCGUCGAUGUUGUUCGACGCGGCAUAGAAUCGCGCGUGUAAGAGAAAACAGGUUUUGAAAAAGGUCGGAGCUGGGACGACCGGGUCGUUCCUCGAAGGCCCUCAAAAAUCCCUCCUUUAUUUUGGAUUUUCGACAUUUCCGGGGGUCAGCUGUGAUAUUUUUCCCACUCCACUCUUACGCUCUGGUCGCAGUACCGUAAAAGAAAAUUACUUAGAAUCUAGGCGAAAAAUUGAUCGUUGUUAAGGACGAACGGGACACGCUGAGAAACACCUUGAAUUCCAUUGAUGUGUCGUCACCAACGUGCUUAGAGUAGCGGAUACAAAAUUGACCGUUUUUACAUCGAUUCAGUUAACUGAGAUCUUGGAGGACCAACGGAACAAUUGGUAUCGGUUCGAACGGCGUGAAUAGCAACAGUCGAUGAAUACGGAACGAAAUCUUAUUAUAUGAAACGUCGUGACAAAUUAUUGUCCUCUGAGCGCAAAUCGUGUUAUGCGUUGGGUAUGUUGACCUAACCGCGGUACAAAGAAGAUAAUUGGACAAAUCUGAGGAAGCAAACAUUGAUAUUUUGAACGUACGCAACAACGUAGCGUUAAACGUGUAAACGUAAAUUGAUACAAGUCGCUUAAUCAGCGAACAUCUGAAAAAUUGGAUUUCGUAUUUCGAAGUAAUUAAUCUUACCUGGGCUACAGAAUCCGUCACGAUUUCUUACACAUUUUCUUACACUGUGCACAAUCUGGAUUCGCGGAAACGAUUGAAACAAAGUGGAACGGUUGUUACGAGGAAACAUGAAUCACUCUAUCGAUGAACGAAACGGAAAGCGCACUAAUAACAAUUAUUAUACGUAACUUCGAUAACGCGGAUCACUCCGGAUAGAACAUAAAUCAUAUGUUUUCACGAUCGAAAACCUCAUGGUAGUUCCUACAUUUAAUACUAGAUAGCGGAGGCGGUUAGCGGCGCUGUCGCUAGACUUGUUUUUCUUUCGAUUUUAAGUUCUCCCGCGCAGCGUCUUCUCGAAUCGAUUCCUCGAUCGCGCCAUGUCAAUUAUCGUUAACCCUCGUGAAAAAAAAGUGCUGCUGCUCCUUGUGUCGUUAAUACUACUUAUUGCCAGAAUAUCGGUGAAAUUUCAUUCUCUUUAUUCCUGUACAUAUCAAUUUGUGUCCUUGCAACCGAAAGAAGUAGAGUUCUGAUCAUGAAAUAUCCCAGGCAGAAAAACCGAACUUACUCAAGAUCAAGUAACCUGUUGACGAGUUAACUGACGAAAAAUGGACGAUUCAUAUGUUCUCGCUUCAUCUCGGUUAAAAGCUGUUUCGAAAUUAAGGUAAAGAUUUACUUCCAUAUAUUUUAAGUAUAGCUUCAGUCGAUUGUUCUGGCGUCAAUUGAUUUCCGACGAUUAGUGCGCAUAUCACUCGCACAAAACGAUUUCUCGUAAUAGCCGCGUGACGUGCAAUUCCGUUGCACUGGUUCGCAUAAAUUCUUCCGAGUUACAUCGUUUACCCUGUAUUCUGAAAGACUUAUCGUAGAUAGUUAAUGAACAGUAACGAGCUAUCAAUUUUGAACAAUACUUUUUGAUAACAAUCGUAUAUUCUCGCACGAUGCUUGUCCUUUAAUUGAACCGUUGCAACGGGAAGUCACGAACAUUAGUCCGAAUGAAAAAAUGACGGGCAACAACGAAAUAAUCACUAAAAUUAAAUCUACGCCUGCAUCUACAUAGUUCGCUAAACCUUAGCGCAGUGCAAAUCAGUGUUUCGCGAAAUAGGCCUAAAAUCCGUCUGUCGACACCUAAACAACACGUUUCUUCGACACUUAUUGUAAAUAUAUAUGAUAUACGUAUACAUAUAUACACACACACAUAUAUAUAUAUAUAUCCUUCCUAUCUUCUCGUGCACGUUACCUUCCGCAACAACAAAAAUUCUUGUCUGGAGCAACACUUAAAUUUCUGUCACACUACAUAAUAUGAAAGUUAUAAAAAAGAGAAAAAUUGUUGGAUAAAUAAGAGAAGGAUUAUAUAUUACGAACGAAUAACUUAUCGAAAGUUUAUUUACUGUACGGAGCGAGAAGUACUAAAGUUAAAUCGUAAAUGGUGCGUGAUGUUUGGAAAGUGCAGUUCGUCUACCGCGCUAGUAGACACUGAUUUGUGCAAUUUGUAUGUUCGAUAAGGAUAAAAAAAAAGAAGUAUAGCGUGAGAUACCGCUAGUUUUAUGAAAACUGGACAUUGGAAGAGAGCUUUAGGUAAUAAACGGAACAAACAAAUAUGA
Messenger RNA from Ceratina calcarata, 5308 nucleotides. RefSeq lists its product as uncharacterized. The transcript is spliced from 5 exons. Gene Ontology annotation, molecular function: acyltransferase activity, transferring groups other than amino-acyl groups. NCBI's taxonomy places the organism in Eukaryota, Metazoa, Arthropoda, Insecta, Hymenoptera, Apidae. The record is from RefSeq and is a predicted model, not a curated record. Bases 220 to 1479 code for a protein of 419 amino acids.